This is a messenger RNA of Amphibalanus amphitrite, 1433 nucleotides long. RefSeq lists its product as uncharacterized. The transcript is spliced from 2 exons. The coding region runs from base 419 to 1126 and encodes 235 amino acids. The record is from RefSeq and is a predicted model, not a curated record. NCBI's taxonomy places the organism in Eukaryota, Metazoa, Arthropoda, Thecostraca, Balanomorpha, Balanidae.
GAGGUAACAGUCAACACAACAAUGAGCAAACUGAAUAGCUGCCAAUGUAAGCGUCUCGGCGCAAUGUCUGGGCAUGGCACCAUGGUAUUUGUCACUGUUUCUGAAAGGUCACAUCGAAAAGCCAAUUAUACCUUCGCUCAGGCCCCGGAGACGUCAGCGUCUGCAAAGGGAACGUCCAUCAUACACACCUAUAGGGCAGAAACAUCCGCCAGCCGACUAAAAAAAAUGAGGCCGUCAUUUCUCUACCUACGCCGAACAGCGCCGCUUGCCACCCCGGAGACGCGCACGGCGGCCCGUCAGGUCGCCCACUUAGCACGUCAGUCGCGCUGGGUCUGUCUGUCACCGGCGCGGCCUUAUAACACCGGGCAGGGAGUCUGCGUCACCACAGCCUCUGCUCCGCUCUGCUGCCGGCUACACGAUGCUCGCGCUGACCCUGCUCGUGACCGCGCUGGUCGGCCUGACCUCCGGCCGGCCCAACAACGUGCGCACGAGCGUGGUGGCCUCGCAGACGGACUGGACGCGCGGCGGCUCGUCGCAGGUGUCCCAGGCCCAGGGCCAGGCGGCGGCCAACUCGAUCGGCGUGCAGACGGCGCCCGGCUUCAACCAGCGCGACGACCGGGCCGCCAACGCCGCUAUCGCGCUCCAGGGUGCGUCUGUCGGUAACGGCGACGUCAGCCAGGCGGGCGGCGUGACCAGUGAGACGCAGGGUCGGCUCGGCAACAUCGGCACCCUGACUACCUCCGUCAGCAACGGCCGGUUCAACAACGCGGCGGCCACGGCGGCGCUGUCCGGCGGCGCGGCGGCCGCCCAGCAGGUCAGCCAGGCGGGCAACCUGGUGGCCGGCGGCCGGACGGUCGGCCAGCGCGGCGCCAACCUUAACCUGGCCACCGCCGGCUCCGUCAGCACGCAGACGGGCUCCCGCGGCACCGGCGCCUUCGGCAACACGAACGCCGUGCAGACCAACGCCGAGCACGUGGGCCCGCUGCCGGCGGCCGGUCUGCCCGCCGCGCCCGGCGUCAUCCUGCAGGGCGUCGGCACGCCGGCCCUCGGCAACCUGCGCACCACGCCGCCGCCGCCGCCCAUGCCCAUGAUGAUGAUGGGAGGCCGGGGCGGCCACAGGGACUAGACUAGGCCCGUGAUAUACCUGUGCAUCACCGGACUCUGCAGCCAAACUAUGACGGAAAGAAUCGUGUGCGAGAGAUUUACGAUAAACGUAAGUCAAAUCUACCAAUAAAAUUUGAACACGCAUUCAUACAACUGAAGUGUAACGCUUGUACUUAUCAACUUCCACAAGCAACGAAGUAAAUUGCAACCACGCAUAAGAAGUGUGAAAUGAUGAUAUUUUGUACGUUAGAUCUUCCAAUACAUACCUGUACCUACACCUGUUGGUAAAUCAUCUCUUUGUCUGGGAAAAGAUGAAGAACGUGCUGUAA